ACUGAACUGAAUACCGAAACUGAAACUGUUUUUCUCUUCCUGGCAAUCGAGCAAACCUGAAAGCUACUCUCUGAGCUUCAGAGGGAAAAAAUGACUAUAGAUAUCUGGACUUGGGAGCAGACAUUUCAAGAACUAAUCCAAGAGGCAAAACCCUGGGCCACAUGGACGCUGAAGCUGGAUGGGAACCUUCAGCUAGACUGCCCAGCACAAGGGUGGAAGCAAUACCAACAGAGAGCAUUUGGCUGGUUCCGGUGUUCCUCCUGCCAGCGGAGUUGGGCUUCUGCCCAAGUGAAGAUUCUGUGCCACACAUGUUGGAACCACUGGACAUCACAGGGCCAGGUGCAUGUGAGGGUCUUUGGCCAAAGGUGCCAGAAGUGCACCUGGUCCCAAUAUGAGAUUCCGGAGUUCUCCUCGGAUAGCACCACGAGGAUUCUGAGCAACCUGGUGCAGCAUAUAUUGGAGAAAUACUACAGAAAUGGCAUGAGGAAGUCUUCAGAAAUGCCAGUAAUCCCGGAAGUGCCCCUGGAUGGGUCCCAUGACACAGCCAAUUGUGAGGCAUGUACUCUGGGCGUCUGUGGUCAGGGCUUAAAAAGCUACAUGACAAAGCCAUCCAAAUCCCCGCUCUGCCACGUAAAUAUUCGGAGUUCCUCACCUGGAGUUGGUGUGUAUAUCCCAAACCAAGCCAAGAACCCGUUAGCUGGGGCAAAGGAGGCUAAGGGGAGUCAGUAUGAGAAAUCAGGGCCCAGUGAUGGCUCAGAUCCAUCGGUCAUCUUUGUCAUUAUUCUGCUGUUUGUCUUUAUUGUAGUCAAAUGCUUUACAUCAGAAUGAUGGAAAUAGGCUUGCCACUUCUCUGGUUUUAAUUCCAUGGAAACCAAUGAACUGGCUGCCAUUUCAAUAUGACUGAGAAUUCACUGUGAGACUAAGCAGGAUCAAGUUUGUAGAUAAACACUGGUUUCCUAGAUAUUCUCUGAAAAUCGUGUAAAACAUGACCAAGUACAUGAUGGAUUUAGUAAUAAAUAUUAUUGGAUUUCUAAAAAGUCUUCAUUUAUUCACUAAGUCAUUCAGUGAUAUCAAUAUACAUAGCUCAAACAGUGUGGUAGGCUGAGUAAUGGUCCCUCCUAAUGUAUGUACGUUAAGACAUAGGUCCCCAGAACCUAUAAAACAUGUUACUUUACAUGGCAGAAUGGACUUUGCAGAUGUAAUUAAGGACCUUGAGAUGGGUAGAUUAUCUCGUAUUGUCCUGGUGGGUAAGAACUAGGAUUUUAAAAGAGGGAGGCAACAAGGUCAAAGUCAGAAAAAGGAGAUUGGACAAUGGAACCAGAGGUUGGAGUGAUGUGCUUUGAAGUUGGAGGAAGAGUCAUAAGCAAAAGAGUGAAGGCAGCCUUUAGAAACCCAAAAGGAAAAAGAAAUGGAAUGGAUUCUACCCUGGAGUUUCCAGAAGGAACCAACUCUGCCUGCACAUAGCUUUAGCCCAGUGACACUGAUUUUGGACCUCUGACCUUCAGAACUGCAAGAUCAUAAAUUGGUCUUGUUUUAAUGCA
Molecule: messenger RNA, 1541 nt
Organism: Sapajus apella (tufted capuchin)
Lineage: Eukaryota; Metazoa; Chordata; Mammalia; Primates; Cebidae
Gene: RTP4
Product: receptor transporter protein 4
Exons: 2
Coding region: 91-828 (245 amino acids)
Biological process (GO): protein insertion into membrane; detection of chemical stimulus involved in sensory perception of bitter taste; protein targeting to membrane
Cellular component (GO): cytoplasm
Molecular function (GO): olfactory receptor binding
Source: RefSeq, a predicted model, not a curated record